Messenger RNA from Sardina pilchardus (European sardine), 1835 nucleotides. Its product is annotated as claudin-7-A-like. Gene Ontology annotation, molecular function: structural molecule activity. Gene Ontology annotation, cellular component: bicellular tight junction; plasma membrane. The transcript is spliced from 4 exons. Gene Ontology annotation, biological process: bicellular tight junction assembly; cell adhesion. Bases 157 to 801 code for a protein of 214 amino acids. Lineage: Eukaryota; Metazoa; Chordata; Actinopteri; Clupeiformes; Clupeidae. The record is from RefSeq and is a predicted model, not a curated record.
AGAAGUGCGCUUCUGUCGACUGUCUCUAGAUGUAUGCGGAAAUAUUGCGUACAUUUACACAGAUUCACGUUUCGGAGGUCCACAUUUUAAUUUCCUACGAUCUUUAGGCCAUCUUUUUUAAUCCCAGUAGGCUAACCCAUAACCCUCAGAUCUGCGAUGGCAAAUGGAGGUGUCCAAGUAUUCGCUUGCAUUUUAGCGUUUGUAGGACUUGUCUGCCUGAUUACAUCAACUUGUGUGAACGAAUGGAAAACUUACGGAUACUCAAAUGAGGGAAUAGUCAAAUCGCUCAAGGAGUAUGUCGGGCUCUGGAUGGAGUGCACAGUGCAUGGACCCAGGCAAUUGGAAUGCACAGUGUACGACACACUUGAUUCAGUUCUCUACCAACGUGGGGAGGUCCAGUGGACCAGGGCCAUGAUGAUCCUCAGCAUCAUUCUGUCCGUAUGUGGGUUGGCUGUGGCCAUGUUGGGCAUGAAGUGCACACUGUGCCUAGAUGCAGACAAGCAGGUGAAGAACAAAGUGGCGCUCGGUGGAGGGAUCCUUCUCAUUCUGUCAGGGGUCUGUGCAUUGGGGAUAGUGUCUUGGUAUGCCAAUGAUGUGAUCGCAAAUUUUCAUAAUCCUAAACCAGAAGAAAAAAGGUACUCCCUGGGAAGGUGUCUGUUUGUGGGGUGGGGUGGAGCUCUCUUGUCCCUCAUAGGAGGGGCGCUCCUGGCCUGCUGUAGUUUGUCACGUUCCACUUCACGCAGAAGCUACACAUCAUCGCCACCUCAACUCCCGAUGACCUCUGACAAGGAGUAUGUGUAGGAGUCCCACAGAACAUCCCACGGGACGAGCUCAGUGUCAUUCCCCUGCACUGUGAUCCUUUUCAGUCAUACCACAACACUGUUGUCCUUUUCAGCUAUCAACACAGUGUCAUAACAUCUUCUCAGCUGGUAGUGGAUUUUCUUGUCACAUGUCAAAUACAACCACUGACAUUCUCCAUACACUAAUCAAUAUUGAGGCUUACAGACUAUUCUAAAAUUAAUCCACGUUGUUGAAUCAAUUAUGUUUUUGUAUUUUUAUAUUUUGUAACAGUAUUUAAUGACAAUCAACCUGUAACAUAUGAAGGAUACUUUUGUUGCAGCUGUCAGCUUAACCAUGUUGUCAAAUGGAGUAAUAUUUGUUUGUUGUUUGUUUAGUCUAUCAUGUUUUUUUCUUCUUUUUUUAAUAAUCAGUAGUUGGAGUGGUCAUUUUGCAAAACUCAAUUACUACCUUGAUAUGGAGGUAAUCUUUGCUAAUUAACUUAGAUGUGAGCUUGUUAUGAAGAAAUCAGAUCAGACAACGUGUUUGUUUGCUGAUCUUUGUUCAUGUUGAAAACAAUAUUUUGUUAGUUUUUUACUAAUUUAUUUAAGAAAUAGACACGGAAUGAAAUAGAUGUCUUAGAUAUUUAGAGCACUGUAAGUUAUAUACAGUAAGCGCCUCAAAAUACAUUGUCUUGUUCUUGUUUCAAAUGUUUUAGUAAUUUAGUAUUUACAGUAAGAGGAACAUAACUUGAUCCAUGGACAUAUUCAGUUAGUGUAUCCCUUUUUAUUGGGAAAAAACAUCACUUGUUUAAUAGUAUGUGGCUAUGUCUGUAAAUGAUGAUUAUGUAGGCCUACAUAAUACUACUGUUUUUGUAUCAGUCUUGUGUUUUCAUAUGCAACCAGUUGUGGACAAGGUGAGACAUGUUGUGUCCUUUGCUAUGUCUACUUUGCCAUGUCUGACAUUUUAAUAAAUCGUUAAAAUGUUAUGUAGUCUACUUCAAUAUUUGCAUUGUAGCCAAUUCAAGAAUGAUUUGUGUGUUUAAUAAACAAUUACAG